This is a messenger RNA of Helianthus annuus (common sunflower), 489 nucleotides long. RefSeq lists its product as uncharacterized. Lineage: Eukaryota; Viridiplantae; Streptophyta; Magnoliopsida; Asterales; Asteraceae. The transcript has a single exon. The record is from RefSeq and is a predicted model, not a curated record. The coding region runs from base 1 to 489 and encodes 162 amino acids.
AUGUUUCAAAGGUAUGAGACAAGGAGACCCGAUUUCCCGUUCCUUUUUCUCCUUGUGAUGGAAGCAUUUUCUAGUAUGUUGAAGAAAGCUGGGAUGGUGGGUGCCGUUAGGGGAUUGGUUUUACCUAAUGAGGGACCGACUCUCACUCACUUAUUAUACGCGGACGAUUAUGUGAUUAUGGGAGAAUGGGGGAUUAAUAAUAUUAAGAAUGUUGCUCGUUUACUGAGUUGCUUCUAUCUAGUUUCUGGCCUCAAGAUUAAUUUAAGGAAGUCGAGUCUGGUUGGGUUGGGUUUGUCGCAGGCAGAGGUUACGGAUAUGGCGAUCAUUGUAUUGUUAACUGUAAAGUGGGAGAGAUCCCUUUUAUCCAUCUUGGGGUUUUUGGUGGGUGCGAAGAUGCAUAGAAUAAUUAAUUGGAAAUCGGUGUUUGACUACUUUGAGGCUAGGCUUGCGUUGUGGAAAUCCUCAUUGUUGUCUAUAGGGGGAGAGUGA